UUCUGUCGCCAUAUGGUAGCAUCAAAAAAAUUUUUAAUGAAAAAUUCAUAGUCAAAAAUAUUUUUUAUACAUGGAUAUUAUUGGUACACACCUUUCAUAUAAAAGAACGAUGAUAUUAGGAUCAAGUAUCAUUGUCACAACAUAUCUUCCUUACAAAACAUCAUGAAGAUCUUGGUCUGUGCGUUAUUGUUGGUUGCUGCUACACUUGCCCAAGAUGCUGAACAGGAUCGUGCAAAUGUCGAGGAAGGUGUAAAACGAGUUCUAAUGGCGCAGUUAGUUUCAACAUUAAUGGGACUAACACCUUCUGACGGUAAUACUUUGGAUAUAUCUACAAUGAAAAACCUAGUUGAUCUUUUAGCGUCUAAAAAUUCCGCAUCGCCAUUGAUAACAAACAAUGACAUACAAAAUGAAGCAUCUGAAGUUGAUCAAAGUUCGUCUUCAGGAUCGAAUUUUGAUGAGAAUUCUUUUGCAGUUAAUUUUAAUGCUUUAGACGAUCCAAAAUAUAGUGCGAGGGCCCCUGUUUAUACCACUACUGCUAAACCUAUUCCAGAGUCUAACCCAGUUGAUAGAAACGAACCACAACCAGCUUCUGUUCCCGUAAACGAGCCUUUACAAGUUCCGGUUCAAAUAUCUUAUCUAACAGGAAAAGAUGGAUCUUUACCUUAUAAUAUCCUAGUAGGAUUGAAAGUACCUCUACCAUAUUACAAUAUAGAAUUAUCUGGAUCUAAUAGUGCACCAGUUCCGGUAUCUCCGGUACCAGCUAGAGAUCAAAUUCCAAUCGUUGAACAAGAUCCAGAAUCUUCCGAACCAGUUGUAAGGGAACAGCGAUAUGUACCUGACAGCCCUGUAUGGUUUAGACAACAAUUUCGACGAAGAAACUCGCCGUUUUUGAAUUUGUAUUAAACUUUUCAACAUUCGUAUUAUAUGAUACCUUAUGUAUAUAUUAUUUAUUAGCAGCAAUGCAUUAUUAAUA
Diorhabda carinulata is the source of this 973-nucleotide messenger RNA. RefSeq lists its product as uncharacterized. Bases 163 to 903 code for a protein of 246 amino acids. The transcript is spliced from 2 exons. Lineage: Eukaryota; Metazoa; Arthropoda; Insecta; Coleoptera; Chrysomelidae. The record is from RefSeq and is a predicted model, not a curated record.